Molecule: messenger RNA, 1551 nt
Organism: Trichomonas vaginalis G3
Lineage: Eukaryota; Parabasalia; Trichomonadida; Trichomonadidae
Product: phosphorelay sensor kinase protein
Exons: 1
Coding region: 1-1551 (516 amino acids)
Biological process (GO): phosphorelay signal transduction system; phosphorylation
Molecular function (GO): phosphorelay sensor kinase activity
Source: RefSeq, a predicted model, not a curated record
AUGAGAUGGAUAUUAUUCCGUGGCCGUAAAAACAACAACAAUUUAAGUGGAGUCUACUUCGAUUUAACAGAACUCAGCGAAAACGAGCUCCUCCUUGAACAACAGAAGCAAAAAGCACUCGAAGCUUCCAAUGCGAAAUCAAUGUUUUUAGCAAACAUGACACAUGAAAUUCGAACACCAAUGGGCGGAAUGUUGUCAUUGCUAGAACUAUUGAUGCAAACAGAAAUGACAGAAGAACAGCAGCAAAUGAUGAAAGUCGUCAAAGAUUCAUUCAACAGACUCAUGGAGAUGUUAAAUGAUACUUUGGACAUUGCUAAAAUUGAUCAGAACAGAAUGACACCUUCUUACAUCGUUUUCACAAUCGCUGAAUAUCUCAAGCCUUUGUUUACUAAUCUAAGUCAACAAGUCAACCCUAAUGUCCACUUCUUCGUCGAUGUUGACGCUGAAUUUCCAUUGAUGUUUUAUGGAGACCCACACUUUUUGAUGAGAAUUUGUCAUAACCUUAUUUCAAAUGCCAUCAAAUUUACAGAAAAAGGGUCUAUAAACUGCGAAUUCAGGGUCAACAACGAUAGAGGCGGUUUUGACUUAAAUGUCUCUGAUACAGGUAUUGGUAUACAGAAAUCAAAACUGACAGAGAUCUUCGAAACCUUCAUUCAAGGUGAUUCUUCUGUAACAAGACAUUAUGGUGGUUCUGGAAUUGGUUUGUCAUUAAUUUCAAAACUAUUGAAAUUAAUCGGAGGUGAAGUGAAAGUAGAAUCUGUUCCAAAUGUUGGCUCCACGUUUAUGGUUCAUUUUCCUUAUGAAGUUUGUUAUGUUCCAUAUAUAAAUCCGAAAUUAAGUAAUGAACCAACUUAUUUGUUAGAUUUGGCAGGAAUGAGUUCUUACGUCAUCAUGAUGAAGUUUGCGAAGUUUUAUGGUGUGACAAUCAUUAAAGAUCCGAUUGUUAAGAAAGCUCAUAUCAAAGUGGUCGCUGCUAAAAAUGAAAAUGAAGCAAAUGAGUUGGAAAAAAUUUAUCCAAAGGCAAAAAUCAUUAUUUUCACAGAAAACCGUUAUUUCAAUGAAAAAGUGACACAUGAAAUAUUCAAAGAACCAAUUUUACCAGCACAGCUUCGUCGAUUAUUAAAUGAGGCUAAGCGAUCAUAUAAAUACUACGAGAAGUCUAAUUUGAGUGAAGAAGAAGAGAAACAAAUCAAAGUUUUGGCAGCAGAAGAUAACAAAGUCAAUCAAUUAGUUCUUCAAAAAGUAUUGACUAAAUUGUCGUUUGAAUUCAAGAUUGUGUCCAAUGGACAGGAGGCAAUUGAUAGUUUAGAUAAGGAAGAUUUCGAUAUCAUUUUGAUAGACCAACACAUGCCAAUUAUGGAUGGUGUUGAAGCAACAAAAAUCAUCCGAAAUUCAGACAAAAAAUAUUCAAAAAUUCCAAUUAUUGCACUCACAGCAAGUACAUUGAAAGAAGACAUGGAUGAGUGUAUUAACUCAGGAAUGAAUACAUUCGUUGUUAAACCUGUUUCAAUGGAAGGUUUGCAAAGAGUUAUCACAAAAUAUGCGAAGUAA